AUGGAAAAAGCCAGCAAGCUCGAGUUGGACGAUUAUUUGAAUGCCAAGCGAGACAAGCCUUGUUGGGCGGUCGUCAAAUUGCUGAUGGAAUGGGGCUCCUGGAAGGGGCCUCAGCCGUAUUCCGAAGUUGAACAGCAUGACGCAUGCAAGGGAAACCGAUGUGAAUACUGGCCGCGAAGUUGUGCCACAGCUUACAUGAGCUGUACUCUGCAUUACGGUGUACCGGCAGCUAGAUAUACUUCGUCAGGCGCAGCCGCAACCGCAGCCCUGUUCAUAUUAUACAAAGAUGCGCAUGGUAUGAAUAAGCACCAUAACAAGUUGAUAGCCAUGAAACCGACGCCAUGUCGACAUGCAGAGUUUCGGAUUGCCAAUGAGAGACCGAGUCCAUCUGUACUCUAUUCGUUACUCGGCUCGGGAGAAAGACACCUGUGGAACAAGCGCCUCUUGCUCAGCUCUGAAAUUGCCAUGGGCCGGAUGGAUAUUUGGCUUGAUAAGAAACAUCUUAGUGUACGAAUUCUAGGCUUGAUCAGGUAA
Molecule: messenger RNA, 534 nt
Organism: Fusarium graminearum PH-1
Lineage: Eukaryota; Fungi; Ascomycota; Sordariomycetes; Hypocreales; Nectriaceae
Exons: 4
Coding region: 1-534 (177 amino acids)
Source: RefSeq, a predicted model, not a curated record